Messenger RNA from Plodia interpunctella (Indianmeal moth), 924 nucleotides. RefSeq lists its product as uncharacterized. The record is from RefSeq and is a predicted model, not a curated record. Lineage: Eukaryota; Metazoa; Arthropoda; Insecta; Lepidoptera; Pyralidae. The transcript is spliced from 4 exons. Bases 117 to 722 code for a protein of 201 amino acids.
AUGCCCGCCAAAACGUAUCUCCUACUAGUGUACGGUUGUUUUCUCGAGUAAAAUUUUGUGAAUUUAUUACAGUUUGAAAUCUCAUUUUAUUGAAUUUGAUAAUACUUAAAUAAAAAAUGGACAACACUAUAAGUUCCACCAUUGAGAUGAUCAAAUUACAAGAACAAGAAAAGGAAGCUAAAUUGAAAGAAAAACGUGAAAUCGAAAUGACACUGGUUUCACUAAGUCGAGCUGUUCGAGAUACAUUACAACAUACAGAAAAAUUGAUUAAGGAGGAAAACGAAAUACUCACGAAAAUUCAUAGAAUGAAAGCAGAGCUGGAAGUGGCCAGAGUACGACGAGAUGCUUUCCUUGCUCAGUUGAAAGCAAUUCAAAAAGAGCUCGAAAAAUCAAGGAUUAAAUCAGAUCAAGGUAUCUCAAAGGUUUGGGAGAUGCGUUCGUCUCUUUGCGACACUGUCCAAAAGGUGUCCGAUGCGUGUGACGUUUGGGCUUUACUCGUACGACCAACUUGCACUGAUAUUCCCCGUAUUAUUAAAAAAACAGAUUUUGUUGAACCAAAGUUGGUCAAUGAGGAGAGGCUAAAAAAUGCAUUGGAAAAACGGGAUAGUGUUCGGGCCGAGAGGGAUCGUCUCUUGGCUGAACCUGAUGCUGGAGAAGAAUUUGUUCGAAUAAAAAACGCUUUAAGAUAUUCCUUGGAAAUGACUUCUAAUUUACAAAAUUGAAUACUAGUUCGUUGGAAGAAAGCAAGUAAAAAAAGUUAUAUCAUAUUAAUGUUAUAUCCAUGUCUGUUAUCUAUUUUUCUACCUUUGGUCAUGUCUGCCACUGUCACUCUGACGAGUGUCACUCAGUUAAUUUAAACAUUUUUGGAUUUUGGAUCUAUUUUAAUAUAAAGGAUAACACAAAUAUAUCAAUAAUUUAAUGAAA